AUGAGGCAAUUCACUGCUCGAGUUGUAGGGUGUACAGACACAGAUGAUGAAAAGCUGUACUACUUGGAGCAGUUUACAAAGGGCGAGGCUAAUAAAGGUACUGGCUUUAGUUACUUGGACUCCAAGACGGCAUAUUCAGCAGCAAUGAAGGAACUGGAAGAUCGCUAUGGAGAUCAAGAUGUCAUCGCAAAUGCCUUCAUGAAGAAAGCUCUGGCUUGGCCCCCAAUCAGGAGCGAUAAUCCUAAAUCUUUGGAUGUAUUUUCCAUUUUCUUAUGUGAGUGUGAGAGUGCCAUAAAAUGCAUCAACGCGCUAGGAGUUAUGGAGUACUCAGAAAACAUAAAGAAUAUUGUGAGAAAGCUCCCAUACUAUUUGCAUGACAGGUGGAGGUCCUUGGUAAGCAAACUCAAAGAUGAAGGCAAGACUGUUAAGUUUCAUGAUCUUACCCAAUUUGUCAAGAAAGAGGCCAAAAAGGCAAACGACCCCACGUAUGGGAAAGCAGCAUUAUCUGUGAAUUCAACCGACACAGGAAAAAGAGGCUCAUUUCAUAACCAAAGGGCCAAGGGAAUCUAUGCUACAAAACUUGGCGACAACAAGGAAACCAAAGCACAGUCUAACAAUACAUCUGUAACACCCAAUCCAGUUCGGACAUGCUACAUUUGUAAGAAGGGAGAACAUAGGGUAGACAAAUGUGGUGUGUUUUUGGCCAAGACCAUUCAAGACCGCAUCAACCUCGUAAAGGAAGCAGGAAUGUGUUUUGGUUGCCUGAGGCACGGACAUAGAUCAAAGGAAUGCAGAAAUAGAGGUACCUGUCAAAAGAGCCAUAAAAGACAUCCGACAGUUUUACACCGUGAUAAAGUGCCUGCUUGUAGAGUUGAGGUAGAAAGGCCAGAGAGUUCGAAGGAUAUGGUACUCGAUAUCACAGGAUCAAACCCAUCGUGCCAUACAGGGGCCGGUAAUACAAUUUGUACCAUGGCCAUUGUACCAGUCCUAGCAAGGUCCAAACGCAGUGGCUUGUCCAUUGAAACAUACGCCUUCAUGGACCCUGGCAGCAGCGUUUCAUUUUGUACUGAUGAGUUAAGAAAAAAACUCGGCCUUGGAGGCAGGAAAGCAAGGAUUACCCUGGACACUAUGGGUACAUCCCAUACACUUGACACACGCAUAGUGACGGGCAUCGAGCUUAGAAACCUGGAAGCCACACACACACUCGAGUUGCCGAAUGUAUACUCCAAAGGCUCUAUGCCUGUUUCACAUGUUCAUAUUCCUCGGAAAAAAGAUAUCGAAGAAUGGCCACACAUGGAAAGAGUACAGUUGCCCGACAUCGAUGCAGAAAUAGGGCUCUUAAUAGGUAAUGCUGUUGCUGAAGCGUAUACCCCACUGGAAAUUGUCACUGGACCUCCUGGAAGUCCAUAUGCUUCCAGAACUGCUUUGGGGUGGAUACCAUGGAAUGUUGUUAGAAAGGGCAACAGCAACGAGUACAAGACUGACAGUUAUCCAUCCAACCGUGCGGAAGUAACAGCAAUUGAGGAGCUGGAAGAAAUCAAGAAACUGAAUCACGCAGUGACAAAGGCAAUGCAAAUUGAUUUCCCGGAGAAUGGCAAAAAUGAAAAGUUGGAAAUGUCACAAGAUGACCGCACAUUUCUCAAGUUAUCUAAUGACAAUAUGAAGUUCAAAGAUGGUAAAUUUGAAAUACCACUUCCAUUCCGAAACCGAAAUCAUCUGAUGCCUAAUAACUAUUCAUUGGCCGUCAAGAGACUUUCAUCACUGCGAAUGAAGAUGCAAAGAAACGCAGACUUUAUGAAAGAUUAUACAACCUGUAUGGAAAAUAUGAUCGAAAAGGGGUAUGCCUGA
This is a messenger RNA of Anneissia japonica, 1848 nucleotides long. RefSeq lists its product as uncharacterized. Lineage: Eukaryota; Metazoa; Echinodermata; Crinoidea; Comatulida; Comatulidae. Gene Ontology annotation, molecular function: zinc ion binding; nucleic acid binding. The record is from RefSeq and is a predicted model, not a curated record. Bases 1 to 1848 code for a protein of 615 amino acids. The transcript has a single exon.